UGAGAAAUUUAGAAAUUAAAAACAUCCCAACCCAAGCAACAAGACAAGAAAUUCACGUUUUCUCGCGUUUUCUCAAUCUUGUGUUUCGUUUUCCAAUUUUCAAUUCCGAUUUCCACAUUUCAGCUUAGCCUCGAAGAACUGGAGUCGGAGUCAGUUGAAAUUUUGUCAAAUCUGUUUAAUUCGUUCUCGCUGUACAGUUCAUAAAAUCACAAAAAUGAGUUUGGUCAUUCCGGAUAAAUUUCAACACAUCUUGCGAGUGAUGAACACGAACAUCGAUGGUAAAAUUAAGAUCAUGUUUGCGAUGACCGCUAUCAAAGGUAUUGGAAGGCGUUUUUCUAACGUAGUGUUGAAAAAAGCAGAUGUGGAUUUGGAUAAGAGAGCCGGCGAAUGCUCCGAUGAAGAGGUUGAGAAAAUAAUCACGAUCAUGACCAACCCCCGCCAAUAUAAAAUUCCAGAUUGGUUUCUCAAUAGGCAGAAAGAUAUCGUAGAUGGAAAAUAUUCUCAAUUGGCUUCUUCUAAUUUAGACAGUAAACUCCGUGAAGAUUUAGAAAGAUUGAAGAAAAUUAAGGCUCACAGAGGUCUUCGUCAUUAUUGGGGUUUGAGAGUACGUGGACAACAUACAAAAACCACUGGUCGACGUGGUAGAACUGUCGGUGUAUCGAAAAAAAAGUAACUUGUAACCUUGGAUUAUUAUUCAAAUAUAAUUUUAUAUUGUU
Planococcus citri (citrus mealybug) is the source of this 716-nucleotide messenger RNA. RefSeq names its product small ribosomal subunit protein uS13. The transcript has 5 exons. The record is from RefSeq and is a predicted model, not a curated record. Gene Ontology annotation, cellular component: small ribosomal subunit; cytosol; ribosome. Gene Ontology annotation, biological process: translation. Gene Ontology annotation, molecular function: structural constituent of ribosome; RNA binding. NCBI's taxonomy places the organism in Eukaryota, Metazoa, Arthropoda, Insecta, Hemiptera, Pseudococcidae. Bases 215 to 673 code for a protein of 152 amino acids.